This is a messenger RNA of Morus notabilis, 1022 nucleotides long. RefSeq lists its product as uncharacterized. The record is from RefSeq and is a predicted model, not a curated record. The transcript has 3 exons. NCBI's taxonomy places the organism in Eukaryota, Viridiplantae, Streptophyta, Magnoliopsida, Rosales, Moraceae. The coding region runs from base 193 to 699 and encodes 168 amino acids.
CUUCAUUAAGAAGCUCUGAAAAAUGUAACAUUCAUGAAGCCCCACCAACCCACUCACACUGUACUGUACAUUCACUAACCGACGAACGCAAAUUCAAUUCUCUCUCCCCCUCCUGCUCUGUCACCGUCUCUCUUCUCUCUUCUCAUUAUCUUCUAAGACACGGAAUUCAGAAAAUCAGAGUCACCUCUAGCAAUGAAGGAAAACGAUCUACCGGUACUGGUAAGGAAAGAGAGCUCUCGAUCCGCUGGGUUACCGGGUAAGAGUUUUUCGUACAAGUUCUGGGUCUUGUUCGCGGUUCUUCUCUUAGCUUUCUGGUCCAUGUUCACCGGCUCCGUCACUCUUAAAUGGUCCGCCGGUAACCUCUCGAGAUUCUCCGACGACUUCAGUUCUCCCAAUUACGACGAUCUUGACAUUCUGGAAGUGGAGGAGAGAGAGAAGGUCGUGAGGCUCAUGUGGGAUGUGUACACGCAGAGCAGAAACGGUAGAGUGGUGCCUCGAUUUUGGCAGGAGGCAUUUGAGGCUGCUUACGAGGAUUUGGUCAGUGAUGUUCCUGGGCUUAGAGACGCUGCUUUCUUGGAGAUUGCAAAGAUUUCUCUUUUCUCCAUCACUCUUGAUCCUCUCCCUGUUAAAUCUGCGGGGACCAGAGAACCGAGAAAGAUGGCUAAGCACACAGAAAAUAAAGGAGGUAAAACCACCUAAGAAAGAGAAAAAAGAGGACGUAAAAAAAAAAGAGGAUGCAACACCAGCAAAGACUGGGGAUCGGAUAGAGUCACAUGAUUAAUAUAGGUAGACAAGCUGGGUACUUAGUAUUAGUUACCUAUCCACCGUCAAUUACCGAAGUGUUUAUACGAGUUUUCUUUCCAAUAAACCCCCAAAAAAGAAUUGUGGGUUUUUAAUUAAUCUAUGUAAUAUGAAUGAUGGAUUACUUCUGCUAAUUGUUAGAGAAGAACUCUAGAAUUGUUCAGCGCUUUCCCCACUAAUGGGUUAAUGAUAUAUACGAUUACGAGUUUCUUUCCACUAAA